AGGAAGAUGAGGAAUUGGAUGGAAUGUAUUUUAUAUUCUAUUUUCUUGCAAAAUACAGACAAAUCCGCACUAUUCAACAGGAGCGAGUAUUGGAAGAGGGUGAAGAUAAAAUAUGGCCUUCAGUGACUGACCUGAACACACGCUUAAGGAGAGUGAUAACUUCAUACCAAAGAAACUGUCGAAAAGAAGAACAGAAACUUGCCGCUUUGAAGUCGAAGAUGGAACGCCAGGGCAAACAGGCAUUGGAACAGCAAUCUUCAAAAGAGAGAGAAAAACUGACCAUCAACAAACGUUGGACGAAGCGCGAAGAAGCGGAUUUCUUCAGAGUGGUAUCUUCAUACGGUGUUAUCUACUACCGCAAGAAAAAAGCCUACGAUUGGACGAGGUUCAAACAGUUGGCAAAGCUGGAGAAGAAGUCAGAUGAAGAACUGACGGAGUACUACAAGAACUUCGUCAUUAUGUGCAAAAAGCAGACGGGGAUGAAUGUAGACGAGAGCAGCUACGACAACACGAUCGAGCAUAUUGUUGAAGAAAAGGCCAGAAGGACGUUAGAGAGAUUAGAACUUUUGUCUAGAAUCAGAGAGGAAGUAUUGACCCAUCCAAAACUCGACGAGAGGUUAAGAGUAUGCUUGGUGUCUGCAGAUAUGCCAGACUGGUGGAUACCUGGAAAGCAUGAUAAGGAUCUACUCUUGGGAGUUGCCAAACAUGGCUUGGGCCGAACGGAUUAUUAUCUCUUGAACGACCCAGAUCUGUCAUUCCACGAAGUACUUAGGAAAAAAGUUCGUUCUAAUUCUCUGGACAGCAAGGAGGCUAUAAAAUUGGAAAGUCACGAGGACAUUCUCAAAUUUGACAAAGAUGAAAUCCUUGUAAAACUAGAGAAAGGCGAGGGGACUUUAAAGAUAGAAAAGGUUGCUGUGAAAAAAGAAACUCUGGAAGAGAAGAAAUCCGGGGACGAAGAUAAAGUGAAUCUCACCUUAGUGAAGGGUGACAAAUGCGAAACCAAAGAGCAGCUAGACGAAACAGUCGGUAUCUCUGAACAAAAAGAUGAGGAAGAUAAAGAACCUGUAAAGGAGGGCGACGAAGACAAAGAAUCAAUGAAAAAAGAGUCAGACACCAAAUCCGAAUCAGAGAAAUUCGAGUCUGACACUGAAUCGAAGAAGUCUGAAGUUGAAGAUCUAUGCAAGACGAAGGUGGAGAAGUCGAAAUCCCCGCCACCGAAAACGCCAUCUACAGACCCUGAAACAGACCUGUGUUCAAAGCAGGCCGCCGAGCUGAAGGCGAUGUUUCCAGACUUAGAGGUGAUCCAGCCGCUUUCACGGCUCUCCCAGGUAGACACGUUCGUCCUAAGGGAUAAACAAGCCAGUGGAGCAUUGGACUUUAGCGAAACCACCGUGGCUCAAUUGUUCAACAACGCUGUCAAGUGGCCUAAAGAGUAUGCUAUCCAGGUGCGGCUGCAGCACAUCAUCUAUGCGGUGGAGACGAAAGAAUGGCCGGCAUCGAAGAGUUUUUCAGCGUACGCGACCGGCAUCGGGAGUGAGUUCGACGUGCCCAUCCAUGAGCUGCCGAACGAGCCUCCCAAGCGAGAGCGUGACACCUCUACGCCAAUGUCCUCCGUCGGGGAACCGGAAAUUUCCAUUAGCGUGGCGGGUGGGGCAAGUAAGAAGCGGAAACGACAUAUUGCCAUCGACGUUGAGACGGAGCGCGCCAAAUUGCACGCGCUGCUCAACAGCUCACACGCGGCUGCCUCUACUCCGCCCAUCUCAAAACAUGGCAUGCAGGCGUGGGGUGACAACGAUGAUUCUGAGGAUUCACGUCGUUCGACGCCAGUGCAAAGUACCCUUCAGCCGCCGCCUGCUCACCAACAGACCUCCAGGUCUCUGAGCGUCACCAGCAUGAAAAUGCCUUAUGACCUCCAGUACCACUCCACGCCAGCCUCCAAGACUAUCGGCCAGACCACUGUCAUUCCGGGCACCAGCAGUACGUUAACACCGAUUGAUCUCAGUUCUAGCAUUCCAAAGAAUACAGACAAGCUUUCAGCCAGCGAAAUUCAGGACGAAGUCCAAGACUUUUCUGUAAAAAAGCCGACCACCCCGACAACUACUGCUAAGAACACGAAUAAGUUGGAUGAUACGUUAUCGAAACUAAUGAAGAGGAAGAAUUGCCCGGAACCCGAACCGCUGGUGGGUAAAGAGAACAAACGCCGAAAGCUGGACGAGAUCGUCUUAGGCCUGUCUGCUGCUAAAGAGCAAUCACUGUUCUCUGUGUCGGAGCCGUCCAAAAAACCACCUGUGACGCCUAGCGUUACGGUGACCCCCGCUUCGGCGCCUGUAACAACAUCUCACAGUCCUAUACAGAAACCGUUCACGAUAACUGUCACAUCUGUACCUUCUACCAGUAAAGGCGGCAGCUCAUCAUCUGGAAUCCCGAAUCUGCUACCACAGUUUUCAGGCUCUGCCAAGGAUAGUUUCUCUUCGUUCCUGGCGCAGGCCGAACAGCAGAACUUGUUAUUGAAAAAACAGCAACAGCAACAACAACAGCAAAGAAAGAGCUACGAGGCGAUGAUCGCUGAUAUCGGAAAAGUAUCAGAUUUUAGCUCGAAGGUUAACUCCUACUCUCAUGAAGCUAAGGUCAACAAAUGGCUUGCUGAACAAAAUGCGGCAUUAGCUGAACAGCCUUUGAGUGCCGAUUACCUAUCACCUAGAAGGAGAAGGCCAAGAGUUGACCCUACUCUGCUUGAUUGGAAGAAACUAACUGGGGAUGAAAAUGUUGCUGUUAUUCACAGAGUUACUGGUAAAAAAUUGACAGGUCCAAAAGCGCCGACGCUUAAGCGUCUCGGCCAAUGGCUGAUGGAAAACCCGAUGUAUGACAUCGAUCCCAAGUGGACGGAGCUUGUCAAAGAGCGAGGUAACCUGAGCCACGACCUGCAGAAGAGGCUAUCCACGCAGCAAGGGAGCGCAUGUGCUGGUGGCAGUGGUGCAACAUCUGCUGGAGGUAGCAAGACCAAGCAAAGUGGCAUACCUGGCUCAACAACGAGCGUGAACAGCAAUUUGGCGACCUCUCUGCCCUCUAGCAUGUCCUUCCCGUCAUUGAGUACAUCCAGUUUAGCUGGUCUGAAUACCAACCUACUGACUGGUCUGUCAGCCGGUUUAGGGCAGUUCGAUCCGAAGACUAAUCCACUUCUGAUGCCCUUCGCAGGACUGCCAAACAUGGGUGCUCUUGGAUCAAUGGGCGGAUUAGGCAACCUGACAAACAUGAAUCUAUUCGCGAACCUGGCCGGUCUAGGCCUGCCCGGUCUAGGUGGCAUGGACCCCGCGGCGUUGGCCAGUGCUGCCGCAGCGGCGGAGUCUGCAGCAGUUGUGGCGGCCGCUGCCGGAAAGGGAUCCUCGAAGAGCAGCGGCCAAGGUGGGCAAGGAAAACAGCUCAAACCGCAAGAAGCGCACGCGUCCAGUAAGUCUGGUGCUGGCGGUGGGCAGCAGGCACAGGCGACAGCUUCCGGGUUGGGCGGUGCCGCCAAUCCCGCCUUCCCGUUCUUCUUUCCCAAUCCCAGCUUGCUAUACACUCCACUUGGAUUAGGUGGCCUAAACCCGUUCACCCUGCAGCCCGGCAUGUCAGCAGCUUACGAUUCCCUGGCUCAGCAGUGCGGAUUACUGAAUGGAGGCCUGAAUCCUGCUGCUUCACCUAACUCCUCGUCGUCAAGCAGCAAAAUGAGCAAACCGUCGUCGUCUUCUAGACCACCGUCUGCUUCUGCUACUACUCCUACCACUUCCAGUAGCCCGCAGAUGAAACCUCCAAGCAGAUCGUCAAGUAGGGACGCACAUCUGCAGCAAUUGCUGCUCCCUCCUGAUACCCAGAUCCUGGAGAGCAUUUCAAAAGCGGCCAGUUCUUUGGACAUCACAUUGAAGCAGGCGAAGGCGGGCGGUGGAAGCGGCGACAAGAAAGAUGAAAAACGCAAGCAGCAACAACAGCAGGCGGCAGCUGCGGCGGCGGCAGCGGCUGCAGCAUUUGACAGUUUCCGCGGCAUGCUGCCCUCUGACUUUACCGUCCAAAAGAAGUCGGGACUGCCACCAGGGCUGGCCGAUUUCACCAAAUUGCUAGAGGCUCAGGUGCAGGUGACACAAGCAACAAAAAAGACGCACGAACAGCAAAUGAAAGAAGCAUUGGAACAGUUCACUAAAAGCAAUCAGGAACUGGUAGCUAAAUCUUUGGCAGAUGAAUACACAAAACCAAGCACAGCAGUGAAAAGGCCACGAGAGGCAUCAAUAGAAAUGUUACAUACUGAAAAAUCCUUGAUGCCGGCUCCAACAGCUGUACCCACUGACGAGGAGCAGCAGCAACCACCACCUAAAAAGCCUAAAGACACGGAUUCGAGGACGCUAUCUCCACAAGUACAAGCAUUACCUAAUGUCCUGACGACGCAGCCUCCUCAGCAACAGCCGACACAGCAGCAGCCACCGUCUCAACAAUCAUUACAGCAACAGACGCAGUCACCUCCAACACCGUCUCAACAGCCACAACACGAUGACGAAGGUGUCGAUAUCGAAGCGCUGUUGCCACCGUCUACGGUUGUCAAGCCAACCGGGCUCACUCCCGAGAAAAAGACUGCUACUAAGGAGGACAAAACGCCCUUACUAGCAGUGGUGCCAAAUCCCCAGCAGCCGUCGCCAACACCCACGCCUCCUCCCGCCAAAGAAAACUAUUCUGAAGAUAAGUCCGAUGAAUCACCUGUUAAGGCAACCGUCGAGGAACAACCCACCGAGGCACCGUCACCGCUUAAAGAGGAGCCUAGCAAACAAUCCCAGGAAGCCGUUGCGGCUACUACGGUAACGGCGUCCGCCGGAGAGGGCAGCGAUACCAGCCCGCCAGCGGCGAAAAAGGGCGCCAAACGUACCAGGGGAAAACGGAAAUCGGGCGAGACCAUCAUCGACCCCGAAUCGAUUGUCGCGAAGAAAAAUCUGCGAUCGAGCGCCAGCAGAUCGGCAGCCGCUGCCGCCGCGCGGCAAAAGCUCGAAGCUGAAAACGCGCAGAGAGAGAGGAAUGAGGAGAACGUCAAUGCGAACUCUUAGAAGCGGUCCACCCGCGGCAAACGAUCAGAUGACACUAGGAAAACAAUCUGGGACACAGAGAGAACUUCACAAUGUGAAACGACCUCGAGUGUGACUGGGCCUUUAGACACAUCCUCAUGGGUUUUUGGUGAACUGUGAUAUAAACAAAAAGACUCGACAUAAUGAUACAGCGCGGUGUACUCUGUGUUUUUUUUUUUGAAUGGAUUAUUACGCUUGUCUUAUAUGUACUCUCCAAGUUUACAAACUAAGAUAGAUAAAUAUUCGGUAGGUUUAAAUAAUGUUAUAACCAAGUGAAUGGCUCUGUUUAGGAAAACCACUAAGGUGUGGUUAAGUUUUUUAUUGUGAGUGUACAUCUUUUAUCAGUAGGAAUAUUUCUCCGUUUAUUAUACGAUAUUCUUCAUUUUUACUUUAUAUAGUUUGUAUAUAUUAUUCUUUUAGUGAUUAUUACAACUUCGUUUUUUGACAUAUGUGAAACGUGUGUAAAUAAAAUUUAGCCCUUAUUUUUCCUUUUUUAUUUAACUUGGCACAAGUCUGAAAAGUAUUUAUUUUCUUUUUUCAUUUACAUUUGUCGGUCUUUUGUUGAUAUCUAUUAAGAUCUGUCUUAUAU
Molecule: messenger RNA, 5670 nt
Organism: Acanthoscelides obtectus
Lineage: Eukaryota; Metazoa; Arthropoda; Insecta; Coleoptera; Chrysomelidae
Source: the annotation of a GenBank genome assembly